Molecule: messenger RNA, 205 nt
Organism: Dentiscutata heterogama
Lineage: Eukaryota; Fungi; Glomeromycota; Glomeromycetes; Diversisporales; Gigasporaceae
Source: the annotation of a GenBank genome assembly
AUGCGUCCUUGGAGUACUACAGAAACUGCCUAUCUUUCAAAGCUUAGUGAAAAACAUGGCCGUGGUUGGAAAAUUAUAUCUGAAUUACUUGGACGAACUCAGAAAGAGUGUUACAACAAGGUUAUCUCAUGGGCUAUCCUCGCAACAACACUCUAUGACUAUCUUCAGCGCAAUGGAACGUUUGCUUUAGUUUUCAUAUUAAUUU